GCUGGCGCCGCACCAUCACAUGACUGUUUGCAAUAUUAAGGUCAGCUGACUGAGGGUGCUUAAACUCUAACGAAACUGCUUUGUCACUGUUUAAAUACCAUUCAAGGAACCAACGUUUAGCAUUAACAUCCAGAAGAACAACAACAUAAUGAAAUUCUCGUAUAUAAUCCUGUUUGCUGCCUUUAUCGCGACCACCAAUGCUAUUGUCAGAAUUCCUCUUAAAAAGUUCCGAUCUCUCAGAAGAACUCUGUCCGAUGCUGGUAGAAGUGUUGAAGGGCUGGUCUCCGAAGAACAUAAUUUAAAAUACAAUCUGGGCUUCCCUUCCAGUGAUGGGCCUACCCCAGAGACUCUCAAAAACUAUCUUGAUGCUCAGUACUAUGGAGAGAUUGGGAUCGGGACUCCUCCUCAGCUUUUCACUGUGGUCUUUGAUACCGGCUCUUCCAACCUGUGGGUGCCUUCUAUCCACUGCUCGCUGACUGAUAUUGCUUGCUUGCUUCACCACAAGUAUAACUCUGCAAAAUCAAGCACCUACGUGAAGAAUGGGGCAGCAUUUGCAAUCCAGUAUGGCUCGGGUAGUCUUUCUGGGUAUCUUAGCCAAGAUACGUGCAAGAUUGGGGACAUUUCUAUAGACGGUCAGGUGUUUGGGGAAGCCAUCAAACAACCUGGGGUGGCGUUCAUUGCUGCCAAGUUUGAUGGAAUCCUGGGCAUGGCUUACCCAAAGAUCGCUGUGGAUGAAGUGACUCCAGUCUUUGAUAAUAUCAUGAGUCAGAAAAAAGUCGAAAAGAAUGUCUUCUCUUUUUACCUAAACAGGAACCCAGCCACUCAACCAGGGGGUGAACUGCUGCUGGGGGGAACUGAUCCCAAAUAUUACACUGGAGAGUUCAACUACCUGAACAUCACACGCCAGGCCUACUGGCAGAUCCAUAUGGAUGAGAUGAGUGUUGGAAGCCAGCUGACUCUGUGCAAGGGGGGUUGUGAAGCUAUCGUGGAUACUGGAACCUCUCUCAUCACUGGACCGUCGGCAGAGGUGAAAGCACUGCAGAAAGCCAUCGGAGCUGUCCCACUCAUCCAGGGGGAGUACAUGGUUGAUUGUAAGAAAGUGGCCACUCUUCCUGCCAUCUCUUUCAAACUUGGAGGUCAGACCUACACCCUGACAGGAGAUCAGUACAUCUUGAAGGAAAGUCAAGCCGGCCAGACUAUCUGUCUGAGUGGCUUCAUGGGGCUUGACAUCCCAGCCCCGGCUGGGCCUCUGUGGAUCCUGGGAGAUGUGUUUAUUGGCCAGUAUUACACUGAGUUUGAUCGGGAAAACAACAGGGUGGGUUUUGCAAAAUCGAAAUAAACGUGACCAUUUUCACAAUCUGUGUGGGAGGGGGAAAAAAAUACUAAAAUUGCACACGCAUUGUUUCCGUUACUCCUACACACUUUAGAACCAAGUAGCAAUAUGUUUGCAUUAAAGGUAGACCCCAGUGACUCAUUUAUUAAUAGAUGAGUGCUUUUUCUGUUACUAAAUGCAGAAAAAAAAAUAAAAAGUUCAAUUUAAUGUGAGAGUUGUAAUUCAGGGCUCCAUGCUGUUCUGUUUUUGUUUAGGUUUUUGGCAAAAUGUUUGUUUUAUCUGAGAUGAUGAUGCAACAGGUUUGUUUGUUUUAACAGGUAUGUUAGCAAUGUCUAGUUUAAUGUAGCUGCUGUUACAUAUCAGAAAUCGUACCUCUUGAUGUUGCAGCCUUUUUAGGUAAUAAUUGGAUCUAAAUAAAUUAACAAGCUAGA
Acipenser ruthenus (sterlet) is the source of this 1764-nucleotide messenger RNA. RefSeq names its product cathepsin D-like. Gene Ontology annotation, molecular function: aspartic-type endopeptidase activity. Gene Ontology annotation, cellular component: lysosome. The transcript has 9 exons. The coding region runs from base 149 to 1339 and encodes 396 amino acids. Gene Ontology annotation, biological process: proteolysis. NCBI's taxonomy places the organism in Eukaryota, Metazoa, Chordata, Actinopteri, Acipenseriformes, Acipenseridae. The record is from RefSeq and is a predicted model, not a curated record.